Molecule: messenger RNA, 1315 nt
Organism: Panicum hallii
Lineage: Eukaryota; Viridiplantae; Streptophyta; Magnoliopsida; Poales; Poaceae
Exons: 3
Coding region: 84-1217 (377 amino acids)
Source: RefSeq, a predicted model, not a curated record
GUCUACUAGCUCGCAUGGCCAUAUGCUAGCUCGUCAGGAACCGAGUGGCUUGCUCGUGUCGUCGUGAGAAGGGAGCCUGCGCGAUGGCGAGGGGCGCGCGCUCCGUGGCGCUCUUAUUGAUGAUGCUCGGCAUGGCUGCUCGAGCGGUUUCUGCCGUCAGCGAUGGACCGCUACCGAACGGCCACUUUGAGCAGAGGCCAGACGCGUCCCAGAUGAACGGCACCAGGGUGAUGAGCCCAAACGCCAUACCCCACUGGGAGAUCUCAGGGUUCGUGGAGUACCUCGGGUCCGGGCAGAAGCAGGACGACAUGAUCCUGCCGGUGCCGGAAGGCGAGCAGGCCGUGCGGCUGGGCAACGACGCGACCUUCCGGCAGCAGCUGAACGUGAUCCGGCACACGUACUACUCCGUCACCUUCGGCGCGGCGCGCACCUGCGCCCAGGCCGAGAGGCUGAACGUGUCGGUCACCCCGGAGUCCGGCAUCCUCCCGAUCCAGACCGUGUACACCAGCAGCGGCUGGGACUCCUACUCCUGGGCGUUCAAGGCCAAGCACAGCACCGUGUGGCUCUCCAUCCACAACCCCGGCCACGAGGAGGACCCGGCGUGCGGCCCCCUCAUCGACGCCAUCGCCAUCAAGGCCCUCCGCUCUCCCCACCACGUCAAGACAGACAACAUGCUGAGGAACGGGGACUUCGAGGACGGGCCUUACAUCUUCCCGAACACGCCGUGGGGCGUGCUGGUCCCGCCGAUCGCGGAGGACGAGCACUCGCCGCUGCCGGGGUGGCUGGUCAUGUCGGACACCAAGGUCGUCAAGUACGUGGACGCGGCGCACCACGCGGUGCCGCGCGGCUCCCACGCCGUGGAGCUGGUCGCCGGCAGGGAGUGCGCGCUGCUGCAGGAGGUGCGCACCGUGCCCGGGCGGCCGUACAAGCUGUCCUUCUCCGUCGGGGACGCCGGCGACGGCUGCGCCGGGCACCUGGCCGUGGACGCCUACGCGUCCGCGGCGGCGCUCAAGGUGGCGUACGAGUCCCGCGGCGCGGGCGGGUCCAGUCGCGCCGAGCUCGAGUUCGUGGCGGACGCCGACGUGACGCGCGUGGUGUUCCAGAGCGGGAACCACCACAUGAAGCCGGACGGGACGCUGUGCGGCCCCGUCAUCGAUGACGUGUCGCUCGUCCCCGAGCACGCCCACACGCCGGCCGCCCGCCGGCUGCGGAUGUAGAGCGCAUCUCCGCAGGGGCGCGUUGUAUGUGGCCGUUUCAAGAAUUGCCAGGAAAUGUGGUCGUAUCUGCAGUGUCUUAAUAACGUGAUUUGAGAUAA